AUGGUUGGAAGACAAAAGCCAUACCUUGGGAGUCGUCUACGGGUCUAUUUGUUGGAGCCAUGGUGGAAUCCUGCAGUCGAGGAACAGGCUAUGGACCGGGUCCAUCGUAUUGGGCAGGAGGAGGAUGUGAAGAUUGUGAGGAUGAUUGCUCGAAACAGCAUUGAAGAGAGGAUACUGGAGCUACAAGAGAAAAAGAGGUUGCUUGCAAGGGAUGCUUUCAGUAGGAGGGGACCAAAAGAUCGGAGGGAGAUUGGUGUCGAUGAUCUUCGUACUUUGAUGUCUAUGUGAGUCAUUCUCACUCUUACCCAUUAUACUUGCAGCAUGGGCGUUGUGUUUGCUCUUACAUGUAUGUCUGCAUAGACUCGCUAUAAAUUUUGGGUUCAGAAAGCUUCUAAACUCUUUUGGUUAUGUACACAAGGCACAUCCAACCAUGCAUACAAGUAUGCAGAAGCUACAUGAAACUGUAUUUUCUGUUUCGAACUCUCUUUUGAUAUAAUGGUAAAGAAACUUAUGGCAGAUAAUGACUUUGAAACAAACGCUCCCCUAAGAAGGGGCUGGCGCCCAAAUUGUUAUUCGAGUUAUAGGUAUUGUUGUAGAACUAUAUUUUUAUCGUGUGCACUCUAUUAUUUUCUUG
Molecule: messenger RNA, 634 nt
Organism: Ilex paraguariensis (yerba mate)
Lineage: Eukaryota; Viridiplantae; Streptophyta; Magnoliopsida; Aquifoliales; Aquifoliaceae
Source: the annotation of a GenBank genome assembly